ACGGAGCAAGUACACAUUUUGACAUUUUUGUUUGAUGGUGUCAAAGAGUCUGUGAAUCAAUGUCCGAGGUCAGCCAGCGCCCUCUGGGGGACCUUAAGGGGAAAGAUGUCUACAACUGUGUAUUUUCAAUGAAUGUCACCAUGUUCUGUGAUUGUAGAAUUCCUGGUCAAGUUCCUGGAGCAGGAAGUCUGUCGUCUAAACUGGGACGUUGGAUUUGUGGCCUUCACCAUGCAGGAGAUCGGAGUCCAGCUGCCACGUCUGCUGGAGGUCUACGACCAGCUCUUCAAAACUCGGGAUCCCUGUUGGCAGCGGCUGAAGAAACCGCUCCACCUGGUGGAGUGCAUCCACGUGCUGCUGUUGGGUUAUGUGGACGAUCCCACUAAAGUACCAACAUAUGACAGGUACGUAUGGCCUGAGGUAGGCGCUGUGUUGUGCUGGCUCUAAUUAUUGGUAAUAUAU
This is a messenger RNA of Cynoglossus semilaevis (tongue sole), 459 nucleotides long. RefSeq names its product nuclear pore complex protein Nup155-like. Gene Ontology annotation, cellular component: nuclear pore inner ring; nuclear pore. NCBI's taxonomy places the organism in Eukaryota, Metazoa, Chordata, Actinopteri, Pleuronectiformes, Cynoglossidae. The transcript has 2 exons. Gene Ontology annotation, molecular function: structural constituent of nuclear pore. The record is from RefSeq and is a predicted model, not a curated record. The coding region runs from base 133 to 444 and encodes 103 amino acids. Gene Ontology annotation, biological process: transcription-dependent tethering of RNA polymerase II gene DNA at nuclear periphery; protein localization to nuclear inner membrane; protein import into nucleus.